Messenger RNA from Setaria italica (foxtail millet), 1947 nucleotides. RefSeq names its product probable chitinase 10. Lineage: Eukaryota; Viridiplantae; Streptophyta; Magnoliopsida; Poales; Poaceae. The record is from RefSeq and is a predicted model, not a curated record. Gene Ontology annotation, cellular component: extracellular region. The transcript has 2 exons. Gene Ontology annotation, biological process: carbohydrate metabolic process; chitin catabolic process. Bases 194 to 1714 code for a protein of 506 amino acids. Gene Ontology annotation, molecular function: chitinase activity; chitin binding.
UUUUAUGGGAUUUGCAGAGGCACCACGCCUGAAAAACUAAGCGCUGUUCCAGCGUCAGUGUUCACCACGUCAGUGUUCCACAGAGCAGACAAUUACAGCUCCGUAACUGUUUGAGCUUUUGCAGUAGCUUUGCAGUUCGCAAGGCACUGGUAGAAUCAAACACCUGCAUACCAACGCGGCCAAGAUUCCUCCAAUGUUUCCCUCCAAUGACACCAGCACAACCGCAACCGACGACACCGGCCUCCUCGCUCCGACUCCGAUCCCCACCCACUCCGACCGCCCCCUCCGCCGAGCUCCCACCACCUCCCCGCCGCCGGCGAUGCCGUCGUCCGCCUCCUCCACCCUCCUCGCCGUUGCCAUGGUCUCGCUCUCCCUCGCUGCGUCGGCGGCUCCUGCGCCGCCCGACGACGCCCGAGGGACGACGGUGCGCGCCGGCUUCUACCUCGCCGCGGCCGCCCGCCUCCGCCCGCUCGCCGCGCUCGACGCCUCCCACUACACGCACCUCUACUACUCGGCCCUCGCCGUGCACCCGACCACCCGCAAGCUCGUGCUCCCGACGGACCCGGACCAGGCGGGCCUCCUCGCCGCAUUCUCCCCGGCGCUCAAGUCCAGGAACCGCAACCUCAGGACCCUGCUCUCCGUCGGCACCGCCGGCGUCGCGGGGGCGGCGGCCGGUUCCCAGGCCGACCCGGCGUUCGCCGCCAUGGCGGCGGACCCGGCGUCCCGCGCGGCGUUCGGCGCCGCUGCCGUCGCGCUCGCCCGCGACAGCGGCUUCGACGGGCUUGACGUCGCGUGGCGGUUCCCGGCGUCGGCGGUCGAGAUGGCCGACCUCGGAUUCCUCGUCUCCGAGUGGCGCGCCGCCGCGCCCCCCGGGUUCCUGCUCACCGCCACGGCCUACUUCUCCAGCCACGUCUUCGCCGCGCCGCUCCCCAGCGUCGACUACCCGUCCGAGGCCCUGGCGAGGUGCCUCGACUGGGUCAACGUCGCCGCGUUCGGGCUCCGACCGCCGGGCGGCGCCAACGCCACGACGGCCUUCGACGCGCCGCUCUACGACCGGGCGUCCCACUUCUCGGCGAGCUACGGAGUCGUGUCGUGGAUCGACGCCGGCCUCCCGGCGGGCAAGGUGGUCAUGGGCAUCCCGCUCUACGGCCGCUCGUGGUUCCUGCGCAACAAGGCCAACGCCGGCGUCGGCGCGCCCGUCGUCGCUGCGGGGCCCAAGCAGCGCGGGAGCAACGCCACCGGCGUCAUGUCCUACGCCGAGGUCCAGCGGCUCGCCGCCGCCUCCGCCGGCGGGGGCGGCCGGCGCACGGCCACCACGGCGUACGACAACGCGUCCGUGGCGUCCUACCUGUCCGUGGGCGACGUCUGGGUCGCCUUCGACGGCGCGGCCGUCGUGGCCGAGAAGCUCGCCUUCGCCGCGCGUCGAGGGCUCCUCGGCUACUUCCUCUGGCCGGUGAACUACGACGACGCCAACCUCACGUUGUCCAGAACAGCAUCGGAGGUCUGGAUGCAGAACGAGAUGUCGUCAGAUUGGAAGAACGGCACCGGCGUCAGGCAGACGCAGGGCCCGGUGCGGCUGCCGCCGGCGCUCCGGUCGCCUGCGGGAACGCCUGGACCGGUGCCGGCACCGACGUCUGGGUCGGGCUCAUGGUUGCCUUGGGCGAAGCUUGAUGCGCUUCUGCAUUUGGGGCUGCUAUGUCUUGUGUGGUGUUAGCUGUAGAAGCUUGGCGCGCUCCUGCAUUUGGGAUUGCUAAUUCUGAGUCCUGACACUGAAGAGAAUCAGUAGCGGUGCAGGAAUUGUGCGUUGUGUUCUUCUAAUUUCGUGCAGCUGUUGCAUAGAAGCACUCACAAUUUUUUAAUACUACAAAACAUGCAUCACAAUGGUGUAAAUCGGUGUAACCUGCUCAACUAUAGAUGUCUUACUAGCCAUGAUUUACUAAUAUACAU